AUGACAUUACUAAAACUGCAAACGAUCGGUGAAGACUUCUGCGGCCUGGACGUGAACACGCCGCUUGGGGGAGAAAAUCCCAUGGCGGCCGUGCCCGUGCUGGAGUUCGGCACGCAUCUCACAGCCGUGGCCGCUACUUCCACCGGCGACUACACCGUCGUCUUCCUGGGCACUUCCACCGGCCACCUCAAGAAGUGGGGGAGAUUUGAUGCAUCUACUUUCCAUUCCACCAAAGACGAGUUUGAAGACGAUAUGUGA
Messenger RNA from Gryllus bimaculatus (two-spotted cricket), 258 nucleotides. The record is from the annotation of a GenBank genome assembly. Lineage: Eukaryota; Metazoa; Arthropoda; Insecta; Orthoptera; Gryllidae.